This is a messenger RNA of Oryza sativa Japonica Group (Japanese rice), 1853 nucleotides long. RefSeq names its product transcription initiation factor IIE subunit alpha. Lineage: Eukaryota; Viridiplantae; Streptophyta; Magnoliopsida; Poales; Poaceae. Gene Ontology annotation, cellular component: transcription factor TFIIE complex. Gene Ontology annotation, biological process: transcription open complex formation at RNA polymerase II promoter; transcription initiation at RNA polymerase II promoter. The record is from RefSeq and is a predicted model, not a curated record.
UGAGCGUGCGCCGGUUCACGUAGCCUUUCAGCUCACCGAGUUCUCCUGUUCCUUCCGGCGCAAGGAGGGGGAGAGGAGAGGAAGUUUGGGUCGAGUCCAACGGUCCGAACUCCGAAGUCCAAAGAGGGCAGGUCGAGUUGGGUGAUUCGGAUUUCGGGGUAGCCAUUUUUCUCCUCGGUUUCUCCUCUCCUCAACUCAAGCCUCCGCGCCACGCUGCGCGGCCGGCUAAAAUCCUCCGCCGCUCGCCGCUCGCCGUCGUCCUCCGCCUCCGCCGCCAUGGACACCAUGGAGCAGUUAAAUCGGUUGGUGAGGAUGGUGGCGCGAGGAUUCUAUGAGGACGUCUCGCUUGAGGAAGACCAGUCCAAACCCAACGGCAGCGGCAGCUGUGGGAUUGUCGUCGUCGUCCUCGAUGCCCUCACCAGGCAACAGUGGGUCCGGGAGGAAGAUUUAGCAAGAAGUCUGAUGAUUCCAUUCAACCGAUUGCGUCAGAUUACCCAUUUUCUCGAACAGCAGAAAUUAGUGAGAAGAUACUAUCGGAAGGAAGCAAUACAUGAUGCAAGCAUUUCAACUGCCUCACCCUCCCAUGUUUCGCAUGAUGCCCAUCUUGUUCCUACCAAUGUAGCUGGGAAAUUGAAGAUGAUCAUGCAGCCCUACUGUUGCUUACACUAUGGGCAGGUGUAUGAUGUCACACUGUAUAGGAUCCACGAGAUGAAGAAGAAAUUAAAGGAUGAAUUAGAUGGAAACUACAUGAUUCAGAACUAUGUGUGCCCUAACUGUGAGAGGAGGUAUUCAUCCCUCAAUGCACUGGAUCUUGUAAGCCAUAUUGAUAACAAUUUUCACUGCAAGCAUUGCAAUGAAGAAUUGAGUCAAGACUUUGGAGAUCUUGCUUGGGGAGGAAGGGGGGGUGAUGGUGAUAAUGCCAGAAGAGACAGGCAUGCAAAACUGAAAGAUUUUCUGCAAAGAAUGGAGCAUCAGAUGGAGCGCCUAAUAUCACAAUUGAACAAGGUAAAAGAUCUAGAUUUUCCAGAGUUUCUGGCUUUGGAAACAUGGGAGCGCAAUAUGAGAGAACCUGCAGGUGGUGAUGAUGUCAGCAGACCAAUGCUCUUCCUUGGAGAGGUAAUGUCACAUGAACAUCAAAAAGGCAGUGCAUCAUGCAUUGAUGCCGAUGAAGAGAUUUUUGAAUUUCGUGUGCAAGAUGCAAGACCGAUACCUUCAUUUGUCAUUAGGAAAGAUAUCAACCAUACGGAAGAUAAGGAAGAGCAGCUAUGACAAAUACAGGGAACAAGCUUGAGAGAUGUGCUAUAUAUGCGAACAAGCAGACUAGAAUUUUGAGACCCAAGCGUGAUCAGAUGGUGAUGAAGACUUUAUAGAUGGUGAUGAUAUAGAUAUGUAAAUCAUGUAAAUACGAAUUUUGCCCUUUCUGCCUUUCUUUUUUUUUUCGAGACAAAGCCAUUUCUGCGUUUUCGCCUUAUGUGUCUAUAAAAGAACUUACAUUCGUAAAAUGCUCAAAUUUGUAAAGGUAACAUUACUGCAUGUCUGCAUCCAGUAACGAAAAGUAUGGUCGCGUUCUUUGUUGCUUGCACAUAGUAAUUGUAGGAUGCUCGUGCAAGUUGAUGGAUGAUGACGUGAGACUGUAAUGAUGAUUUGCUGACCAGUUUUAACACAGCAAUACUAUAUGAUGUUAUCUGGACUUCCCAGUUAUGGCAAAUUGUACUUACAUAUGUGUUUGAUCGCCAUCACUGAGAUUGUUUUGCAAUAAGGUUUGUUCCAAACAAGUGCCUCUAAGAGCGGCCGUAUACAUAUUGUACGUUUCAUGGAACUCCCUACUCCCCAAGAAAUUAGGUGGAGCCUCC